AUGGAUGAAUCAGUGCUGCUGGAUUUGCUGGAGUGUCCCGUGUGCCUGGAGCGUCUGGACGCCUCUGCAAAGGUUCUCCCCUGUCAGCACACCUUCUGCCGCAGAUGUCUUCAAGGCAUCCUAGGCUCCCGCGGUGAGCUGCGCUGCCCAGAGUGCCGGACUUUGGUGGAGUGUGCCGUGGAUGAACUCCCCAGCAACAUCCUGCUUGUGCGCCUGCUGGAUGGCAUCAAGCAGAGACCUCGGAGGGCUGGCUCUGGGGCUGGACGAGGGGGGAGGCAGAGCAGAGGCGGGGGCGCACUCGAGUCGUAUGUGGCAGGGCUUUCAUGAUCUCCUCCGGGGGAAUCCAGAGGCGUUCCCAGGCCAGCCGAGAAACAUAGUCCCUCCAGCGGUGUCCCUCAGCUGCCUUGUGCCAAAGCACUGUACAACUAUGAUGGCAAGGAACCAGGAGAUCUCAAAUUCACGAAGGGUGACAUCAUUAUCCUGCGCCGGCAAGUGGAUGAAAACUGGUACCAUGGGGAGAUGGGAGGAGUGCAUGGCUUUUUCCCCACCAACUUUGUACAGGUCAUCAAGCCGCUGCCGCAGCCGCCGCCUCAGUGCAAAGCUGUCUAUGACUUUGAGCUCAAAGACAAAGAGGCUGACAAGGACUGUCUGCCCUUCUCUAAGGAUGAUAUUCUGACUGUAAUCCGUAGAGUUGAUGAAAACUGGGUAGAGGGAAUGCUGGGAGAUAAAAUAGGAAUUUUUCCCAUCUCGUAUGUGGAGUUCAACUCUGCAGCUCGUCAGCUUAUAGAGUUGGACAAGCCGUCAGACCCGAAUGGAGACUCUGGUGAGGGGGCCUCCUUGGGUCCUCAGGGCAAUGGUGCCCAGCGGGCAGGGGAGAAGAAGAACAGCAAGAAACGACAUUCCUUCACUUCUCUCACUAUGUCCCACAAACCCAUGCUAGCUCCGCCCCCACAGCGUCACUCCAUGGAAAUAAGUGGGCCGGUCCUUAUCAGCUCCAGCAACCCCACAGCAGCCGCACGCAUCGGGGAGAUCAGUGGGGGGCUUUCCAGCAGCGCACCUUCACAGUGUUUCCAGACAGAUGCUAUGCUGCUGCAGUAA
This is a messenger RNA of Nematolebias whitei (Rio pearlfish), 1098 nucleotides long. RefSeq names its product SH3 domain containing ring finger 1 (gene sh3rf1). The transcript has 9 exons. The record is from RefSeq and is a predicted model, not a curated record. Gene Ontology annotation, molecular function: ubiquitin protein ligase activity; protein binding. Lineage: Eukaryota; Metazoa; Chordata; Actinopteri; Cyprinodontiformes; Rivulidae. Gene Ontology annotation, biological process: positive regulation of JNK cascade; positive regulation of proteasomal ubiquitin-dependent protein catabolic process; negative regulation of apoptotic process.